UCGACACUCUUUACCACAAGUGUAAACAUUCCCACAUGGUUCCCGGAGAGGCAAGACCCUUUUUCAAUCUAGCUAGCUAGCUAUAGAAUAUUUAUUUUUAGAUCUUAUGAUAAUUUCCUCUCAACAACAACUGAGACAAUGGGUGGAAAGAAAAAGAAAAGCAGAUCUGAGCCAGACCAGGACUGGGAGGCUCAGUUGGAGGCUGGUGCUGUGACGGGGGAGGGUACUGAGCCAGUGGUAACUGUUCCCACUGGUGGAAAGAAGGGGAAAAAGAAGAAGAAAGGAUUCGCUGAUCUUGAUGAUGAAGACCUAGAGGCUAUGGAGGCGGAGAUUCUGAAGGGAGAAAAACCACCCCCUGUAAUUGAAAACGUUGAAGGUGACCAACCGGCACCAAACAAAAGCAAAGGUCAAUCAACAGCCACGGCUAAAACAGGAGAGGCGACUGCAGACAAGAUUGACGGAGAGCAGGCAUCAUCUGAGAUUGGCAAAAUCGAUGUUAAUGAAAAUGGCAGUGAGAGACUUUCAAAGAAGGCUAAGAAAAAGAAAAAGAAGGGACGAAUUGAUGCUGGCUUGGAAGCUGCGGGAGAAUCUGAACCUCUUGCCUCAUCUGCAACUGCUAGCACACCCCCUGCCGAAAAGAAACCUGUGGAAUUGUCUAUAACAGAGACGAGCAAGGCGACAAGUAUACAACCAGACAAGACCUCGGAGGCGUCUGGUGGUGGAGCAAGUGUGACGGGUGAGGGUGGUGAUGAUGGCGGAGAAGAGGAGGUAGCCAAGAAGAAGAAGAAAAAGAAGAAAGCCAAAGAAGAAGAGAAGAAGCCAGUCAAGCGUCCUGGUAAGGGAGUGCCAGUUGGCAUGAUAAAGAAACUGCAGGCUGCUCGGGAAGAGGAGGAGAGACUGCGACAGGAAGAACUUCUACGUCUACAGAAGGAAGAAGAAGAACGAGAGCAGAGAAUACUGGAAAAGCUUCGACUGGAGCAAGAACGUAAGGAACGCCUGAAGCAGAAGGAGCGAGAGAAGAAGCAACGACGUAAAUUGGAAGGCAAGCCAGUCACCAAGAAGGAGAAAGAAGCUGAGGCACUGCGACAGGCAAGACUGGCCUUACUCAAGGAGCAAGGCAUUGAACUUCCUGACAAGAGUGACGUUGGAGAGAAGAAAAAAGUGGUCUACGGCAGCAGGCAGAGGAACAAGAAAACCAAGAUCCAACUUGACAGUACUGAAGAGAAAACUGUUGAACCAGCAGAAAUUCCUCUAACCAAAAGUGUGGCCACGGAAGAUCGUGCUGAGUCAGCACCAGUUGAAGCAGAAGAGGAUGAUGACGACAUUCUAGAUACCUGGGAGGACUUGAAAACUGACGAGUCUGAGAGCGACGACGUUGAGGAACAACCAGAAAGUGUAGUGGACGUCUCCUCCGAGGAUGAUAGUGGGGCGGAGUCAGAAAGCACCUCCUCUGAAGACAGUGACGACGGAGAGGAUGAAGCUGAUUUCUCACCGUACGACAGGGCAAAGAGAAGAAUACAUAACCGGCGUAUUGAUGCUGAGGCUGCCCGCACUGAAGAGACUCUACGCUCUCCUGUGGUGUGUGUCCUCGGUCAUGUCGACACAGGGAAAACAAAGAUUUUGGACAAGAUAAGGAAGACCCACGUCCAGGAUGGAGAGGCGGGUGGCAUUACCCAGCAGAUAGGGGCCACCUUCGUACCCCAGGAUGCCAUUCGAGAGCAGACCAAGAUGCUAAAAGAGUUUUCGAAAGUGACUAUUCAACUUCCUGGGCUGCUCAUCAUCGACACUCCUGGUCACGAGUCUUUCAGCAACCUUCGCACCCGAGGGUCUUCACUGUGUGACAUAGCAGUCCUAGUGGUAGACCUGAUGCACGGUCUAGAGCCACAAACACUGGAGUCAAUCAACAUCCUCAUGAAGGGAAGGACCCCGUUCAUUAUAGCCCUCAAUAAGAUUGACCGUCUGUUUGACUGGCAACGCAACCCUAACUCUGGAGUGAGGGAGACCCUCAAGAGACAGAAGACCAACACCAGGGACCAGUUCGACGAGAUGGUCAAGGUGGCUGUCAGGCAGUUUGCUGAGAAGGAAUUGAAUGUGGCGUUGUUUUGGGAGAAGGUUGACUUCAGUGAGUACCUCCCCAUGGUACCCACCUCAGCCAUAACUGGUGACGGGAUGGGGGACCUCAUUGCUCUGGUGGUCACCUAUUCUCAGAAACUGCUCUCCAAACAGCUCAUGCUUUCCAGGGAGGUCGAGGCUGUCGUUAUGGAGGUGAAAGUGAUCAGUGGACUGGGCACAACAGUGGACGUCAUCCUCCGUAACGGAGAGCUGAAGGAAGGGGAUACUAUCAUACUCACAGGGAUCGACGGACCGUUCGUUACCACUAUCAGGGCUCUGCUCAUGCCACAACCUCUGAGGGAGCUGAGGGUUAAAAAUGCCUACCUAACCCCCUCGAAAGUGAUUGCUGCUCAGGGGGUUAAAAUCACGGCUAAGGGGGAGCUGGAUAAGACAGUAGCAGGGACCCCCCUACUUGUCGCCCAUCAGCAGGAUGAGGUGGAUGUACUCAAGGAUGAGGCUAGUCGGGCGUUCAAGUCUGCUCUGAGUGCUAUCAAGCUGCAAGAGAGAGGUGUGUAUGUGCAGGCCUCCACUCUCGGAUCACUGGAGGCUCUGUUAGAGUUUCUCAAACAGUCUAAAAUACCGUACUGUGGUGUGAACAUUGGGCCCGUACAUAAACGAGACGUGAUGAAGUCCUCUGUCAUGCUGGAGCACGACAGCCAGUGGGCAGUCAUCUUGGCGUUUGACGUCAAAGUGGAGCGAGAAGCACAGGAAAUGGCAGAUGGUUUGGGUGUCAAGAUAUUCACGGCUGACAUCAUCUAUCACUUGUUUGAUGCCUUCCUCAAACAUAGACAGGAAUAUCGGGACCGGAAGAGAAAGGAAUUUGAUAACGUUGCCGUGUUCCCUUGCAAGCUAAGAAUCUUACCUGAAUGUGUGUUCAACACCCGAGACCCAAUUGUAGUGGGUGUGGUUGUGGAGGCGGGUGUUAUCAGACCAGGCACUCCCCUCACUGUGCCAAGCAAAAAUUUUACAGACAUUGGUGUGGUGACUAGCCUGGAGGUGAACCACAAGAGUGUGGAGGUGGCCAGACAGGGGGUGGAGGUGUGCAUCAGAAUAGAGUGCACGGGGGAUGCUCCACGUCUCUAUGGGAGACACUUUGACCACACUGACACUCUUGUCAGUAAGAUCAGCCGUGAGAGUAUUGAUGCCGUGAAGAACUAUUUCAGAGAAGACAUGCAUGCCAAUGACUGGCAACUUUUAAUUGAACUCAAGAAAACGUUUGGAGUUCUCUGAAUUGAUUUUCACAAACUUAUAAAAUAUGAUUAUUCAGCUAUUAAC
Molecule: messenger RNA, 3387 nt
Organism: Halichondria panicea
Lineage: Eukaryota; Metazoa; Porifera; Demospongiae; Suberitida; Halichondriidae
Product: eukaryotic translation initiation factor 5B-like
Exons: 21
Coding region: 139-3342 (1067 amino acids)
Biological process (GO): translational initiation
Cellular component (GO): mitochondrion; cytoplasm
Molecular function (GO): GTPase activity; translation initiation factor activity; GTP binding
Source: RefSeq, a predicted model, not a curated record